This is a messenger RNA of Sesamum indicum (sesame), 2124 nucleotides long. Its product is annotated as F-box protein SKIP17. Lineage: Eukaryota; Viridiplantae; Streptophyta; Magnoliopsida; Lamiales; Pedaliaceae. Gene Ontology annotation, molecular function: protein binding. The record is from RefSeq and is a predicted model, not a curated record.
GUCACUCUCUACUCUCACUCCGCACCUCUCGCACUCCGCCUUCCCUCUCUCCGCUUAUUACCACCAAAACAUAACUGAAAAAAGAAAAAGGGCAAAAAGAGGAAGAAGAAGAAGAAGAAGAAGAAGAGAGAAUCCCACCACUCCGCCAUGGAUACCAGUCUUCUCCUCCACCGGCCCGCCGCCCCCAAGCCCAAGCUCAAACGCCCCUGCUGUUCCCAUAUCCCGGAUUCGACCCGGAAUCCUAAUCAGAAUCCGUUAGACGCGCUGUUGGAAUCAUUUCUCGAACUCUCCGAUUCGUCCGCGAUUGCUCUGGACCUAUCCUUUGAUCGCGUACUCGAGUCCAAGGCUUAUGAUUCUGACAAGAAUGACGUCAUCGAGCGUGCUCUCCGCCUUGGCUCGGCUCUCACUGAAGCUGCCAAGCGAUCUGCUAGGAGGCGGGCUUCCAUGCACAACGCUGUGGUUUGGGCGCUGCCGUCUGAUCUCACUAUCAAGGUGUUUUCUAUGCUCGACACACAAAGUGUAUGCCAUGCAGCAGCCACAUGCUCUUUCUUCCAUAAAUGUGCUGCUGACCCCCUCUGCUAUUCUAAUAUUGACUUGACCACAGUAGUGCCAAAGGUCAAUAACAUGGUAGUUUCGACGAUGAUACAACGAGCUGGAAAAGUUCUGAGGUCCCUUAAACUUGGAGUUGUCCCCUGCCCCACUGUUGCAUCACUAGGUUCGUCUCAGUCGCUGGUUUAUUCCAUGAGAAAUUCCUCAGACACAUCAGGAUUUUCAUGGAAUGAUAAAAGGUCUAGACAGGGAAAAGAGUCAUUUAUACUCACUAGGUCUUGCUUGGCUCCAUUGAUUGCUGAUGGUGGUGCUCCAGGGGCUCUGUUGAGAAGGUUACACCUUUAUAAUAUUGAAAGAAUGGACAACACAGCAUUUGGAGCUGCAGUAUCAGCUUGCCCUUCUUUGCUCGACUUGGAAAUUGUCGGCCUUCACGUGGAGCUGAGGCAGACACUGGAGUCGGUGAGCAGAUCUUGUCCUCUAAUAGAGCGUCUGUUUUUUGAAUCAUCAAAAACAGGUAGAGAUGACAGUUUAAAGUUACCGACUUGCAACGAUCUAGUGACUAAUUGCCCGAAUUUGUCUUCACUGGCACUCAGAGGAUUUAAAUUGCAUGAUGUUAAAGUCCGUGUACUUGUCAAGGGAUUCCGCAAAUUGAAGUAUGUUGACUUUUCAACGUCCUACUCGAUCACUGGUGACUUUCUUAGGAAUCUUGGUGGCAGCAUAGGUGGAAGCUUACUGGAGGUUUUGAUUUUACGGGAUUGUAUGCACUUGAGAGAAGCAGAAGUUUCCCGAUUGCUGUCUUCAAUUCUUGCAGGACGCUUCAGAAACCUUAGGCACCUUGAUGUAUCUAAUCGAGAGGGAUUGGCAUCGGAUGAUGACUGGUAUCGUCGAUGUUUCACCCCAAGUUUCAUGUCUUUACGCGAGUUGUUGGAAGAGAGGCCUAAUUUAUGUGUGCUUGCAGAUUUUCCUGCAGAAGGAAGUUUCGUAGAAGAGCCAAUGACCAGCAGCGAUUUAAACAGUGAUACCAACUCACCCUCAUUAUCAAGUAGUCGUACAUCUGAUGAAUACGUGCUUGCUAGUCCAUCAGAUAGCAGUUAUAGUAGUGAUCAAAGUAGUGGAAACGAGGACAGUCCAAGUUCCGGUUAUCCAAUUCAUGAAGAAAGUUCAGAUGAGGUAGAUCACUUGUAGACAGAUGGUGUUUAAAUCUGUGGAUGCAAUGAGGUGCCACCAUAAUAUUACUGGCAUGUUACCAUGGACUUCAUUUUAAAGCUAUCAGAACUCCAGCGUUGAAGGCAAAGCCUGAGCAAAGGACCAGUCCCUAUUUUGACCAGCUUUCUCUCAAAUGGCAGUAGUAAAUAUGAGAUACUAAGCUGAAUGCUAAACUUAUUGCGUAUAACAUUUGUGAGGAUUCUUGUAUUUCAACUUUUGGACAUAAAUCCACGAGCUGCAUGGCUACUUGAAACCCCAACUUGACAGCAGUGGCCAGCAACUUGUUACUGCAGUUUCUGCAUGGGGCCGUGCUUAUUCUUAUGGAUGCCUGUAAGCCAUAACAUCACUUCUGGAACCAACACUUUGGUU